This is a messenger RNA of Musca domestica (house fly), 5176 nucleotides long. RefSeq names its product glutamate receptor ionotropic, NMDA 2C (gene Nmdar2). Gene Ontology annotation, cellular component: postsynaptic membrane; plasma membrane. The record is from RefSeq and is a predicted model, not a curated record. Lineage: Eukaryota; Metazoa; Arthropoda; Insecta; Diptera; Muscidae. The transcript has 9 exons. Gene Ontology annotation, biological process: modulation of chemical synaptic transmission; monoatomic ion transport; synaptic transmission, glutamatergic. Gene Ontology annotation, molecular function: NMDA glutamate receptor activity; transmitter-gated monoatomic ion channel activity involved in regulation of postsynaptic membrane potential. The coding region runs from base 574 to 4797 and encodes 1407 amino acids.
AAUAAACUUCCCAUGGAACAAUCUUCACAAAUCAAGUCGUCAUAGUUCAAGCAUGCUGAGGACCUCGUUCUGUCUUCAAUCGCAUUCAACUUUUGUCACUGUUGCCAAUCUGCAUGUGGGCCACUAGCAUUCAUGCCAACACCACUGGGCCAACAUUUACUGGGGGCUUAAGUUCGUUUUGGCAAAAUGUCCUGUGGUUUCACAAAAAGUCACACAGUCAAAGUCAUCUAAACUAAAAUAGCAGGAGAUUGUGACAGAGCGAAAGAGAGCAACACAAAGACAACCCAACGAAAAUUUGUGACACAAAAAGGAAAAAAGAAGAAGAAAGUAACUCAACACAACAUUCUUAGCAUUAAUAUUUGAAGUCAUAUAACGAUUUGACGUUGAUAACCAUUUGGAUGCCAACAACUUUUCUGGCUAAUGCCCUCGCCCAUAAAAACACAAAUCCUGGCAAAAUGAACAUUUAGCCACGAACACCGAAAACGAAACACAAGCGGGUGUUUGGACAUUAAGUUGGCAUUGAAGGGGGGAAAACAACAGAAAACCCGAAAAAAAAAGAAAAACAAAACAAAAAUGAAAGGAUUUUCUCUGGUUUUAAACAAAACCGGCUUAACGAGUACAUCAAUUGACUUUAAACACGACAGGAGUGUCAAACGACAGCGCCAAUCCCCUACCCCACAGCAACAUCCAUUAGCAGCUAAACUCAGGAAGAAUAUGCCCGCAGACUGUGCCCAGGUGCAUGACGGUGGUAAUAAUCACUCGGGAGAUUUGGAAGAUCUCAAAAUUGAUAAUUUUCAAAAUGACACAAUGACAAAGCCAACAACAACAACAACAAACACAGCAACGGCAACAAUAACUUAUGAGCGUUGGAAAACCAAGCGAAAAACUGACAUUUGCCACGAGGCCGCAGCCAGCAGUUCUGGCAAAUCGUCCAAAGUGAUUAGAAACACUGCCUGUUUAAUAAAUCCUGCAAAGCCAACAAGCCAGCAGAAGUGCCAAGGACAACAAAAGUACGACAACACCUUGCUUUGGCAACAGCAACGAUGUCGGCAAGAAACACUGGAUCAAACCCCGCCACAAGUUGGUAACUUUAAUUUACAGCCGUCGUUGGCAAAGUCAUCUCUGUUGGCGGUAAAUGUUGUCAAUGGUAGUAACACUAAUCUCAAAGAGGAUUCCGUAAAAGAGUCACCAUUACCACGAACAACAACAACAGCAGCAGCAGCAACAACAACGAUAAACACCACCUCCACCACCACCACUACUGCGAAGGCAAACCGAAAAACGUCAAACCAAGUCUCAUCAAAAUCUGUGCCGGCAGCAACCACCAUUAACACCUCCAAGAGUAAUUUUUCCCACCAGCAAUGUCAGAGGCAACACCUUGACAACCUACAACUCCAACACCACCAGGAACAACAGCAACAAAAGCAAUAUAAACAUCUUCAAUUGCCCAAACAAAGAAGCAGCAGCUGCAGUAAAUUUUCAAGGCUAUCCUCAUUACUGCUGCUGCUGAGAAGAUUUCUAAAGACAAUUACAGCUGUUAUGGUAGCAGGAACUCUCCCCGCAACCACCACCACCACCACGUCCCCCACAACUGUCAAUCGCACAAUGCCGUCAAAUAACACCGCCAGUCAUCAUCAUAAACGGAAAACUCCAAUUGCCCUCAACUCCUCUUCGACAAAAAAAUCAUGGCACCUGUCUGGCACUCCAUCACCCACUGUUCUCUCAUCACCCAGCUGUCUAACACUCUUCUGUUUCGCCACCAUGCUGCUAAUUUUUCUCUGCCCUUCAUCGCAAGCGCUGCGUUUGGCCGGUGGCACAAGUAAAUCAUCGUCGGCCAAUAAGGAACAACUUUAUAUCGGUCUCAUUGCGCCCCAUACGAAUUUCGGCAAACGUGAAUAUCUGCGGGCCAUCCACACAGCGGUUAGUGGUCUGAAUAAGACACGUGGUGCGAAAUUAACAUUCUUUAAAGAUUAUCAAUUUGAGCCACGGAAUAUACGCUUCGACAUGAUGUCCUUAACACCAAGUCCAACGGCAAUUCUGAGCACCCUCUGCAAGGAAUUCCUCCAGUUCAAUGUCUCCGCCAUUCUUUACAUGAUGAACAAUGAACAAUUCGGCCAUAGCACGGCCUCGGCCCAAUAUUUCCUACAACUGGCCGGCUAUCUGGGCAUACCGGUGAUCUCAUGGAAUGCCGACAACUCUGGCCUGGAACGACGUGCCUCGCAGUCAACACUUCAACUUCAGUUAGCUCCAAGUAUAGAACAUCAAAGUGCCGCUAUGUUGAGCAUAUUAGAACGUUACAAAUGGCACCAGUUUUCGGUGGUCACCUCGCAGAUUGCGGGCCAUGAUGACUUCGUGCAGGCCGUGCGGGAGCGAGUUGCCGAAAUGCAAGAUCAUUUCAAAUUCACGAUACUCAAUGCGAUUGUUGUAACGCGCACUAGUGACUUGAUGGAACUUGUUAAUAGCGAGGCAAGAGUUAUGCUCCUCUAUGCCACGCAAAGUGAAGCAAUCACUAUUCUUAGAGCUGCUGAAGAGCUGAAGUUAACGGGAGAGAACUAUGUGUGGGUGGUGAGUCAAUCGGUGAUCGAGAAGAAGGAUGCGCAUGCCCAGUUUCCGGUGGGCAUGUUGGGUGUGCACUUCGAUACGAGCAGUGCGGCGCUAAUGAAUGAGAUAUCGAAUGCCAUCAAAAUCUAUGGCUAUGGUGUGGAGGCGUACGUAUCGGAUCCAGCGAAUCAGGGGAAGAAGCUAAAUACUCAGGCGCUGUCGUGUGAAGAUGAUGGACGCGGUCGUUGGGAUAAUGGAGAAUUAUUUUUCAAAUAUCUACGUAAUGUCUCCAUCGAGGGCGAUUUAAAUAAACCCAAUAUUGAAUUCACGGCUGAUGGUGAUCUUAAAUCGGCGGAACUGAAAAUCAUGAACUUAAGACCCAGUGCAAAUAAUAAAAACUUGGUCUGGGAAGAGAUCGGCGUCUGGAAAUCCUGGGAAGCCCAGAAACUCGACAUUCGCGAUAUCGCCUGGCCGGGUAAUUCACAUGCUCCACCACAGGGUGUACCGGAAAAAUUCCAUUUAAAAAUCACAUUUCUUGAAGAAGCACCCUAUAUCAAUUUAUCACCCGCCGACCCCGUUAGCGGCAAGUGUCUCAUGGAUCGCGGCGUCCUCUGCCGUGUGGCAGCUGAUCACGAAAUGGCCGACAUCGAUGUGGGCCAAGCGCAUCGCAACGAGUCGUUCUAUCAGUGCUGCAGCGGCUUCUGCAUCGAUCUGCUGGAGAAAUUUGCCGAGGAACUGGGUUUUACCUACGAACUGGUACGGGUCGAAGAUGGUAAAUGGGGUACUCUUGAGAAUGGUAAAUGGAAUGGUGUCAUCGCUGAUCUGGUUAAUCGCAAAACCGACAUGGUCCUCACAUCGCUCAUGAUCAAUACGGAGCGUGAGGCGGUGGUGGACUUCAGUGAGCCCUUCAUGGAGACUGGAAUUGCUAUAGUGGUGGCCAAACGUACGGGUAUUAUAUCGCCAACGGCUUUUUUAGAACCUUUUGAUACGGCCUCAUGGAUGCUGGUGGGCAUUGUUGCCAUACAGGCGGCCACAUUCAUGAUCUUCCUCUUCGAAUGGCUCUCGCCCAGUGGCUACGAUAUGAAACUGUAUCUGCAGAAUACCAACGUUACACCCUAUAGAUUUUCGCUGUUCCGAACGUAUUGGCUGGUGUGGGCGGUGCUGUUCCAGGCAGCCGUACAUGUAGAUUCGCCGCGUGGCUUUACGUCGAGAUUUAUGACAAACGUAUGGGCCCUGUUCGCUGUGGUAUUUUUGGCCAUCUACACUGCCAACUUGGCGGCCUUCAUGAUAACGAGAGAGGAGUUCCACGAGUUUACUGGCUUAAACGACAGCCGUUUAGUUCAUCCAUAUUCACACAAACCCUCCUUCAAGUAUGGCACCAUCCCAUACAGCCACACGGACUCCACCAUCAAUAAAUACUACAAGGAAAUGCACUACUACAUGAGACAAUAUAACAAAUCCAGUGUAGCGGACGGAGUGGCAGCUGUGCUGAAUGGCAAUUUGGAUGCCUUUAUUUAUGAUGGCACGGUGCUCGAUUAUUUGGUGGCUCAAGAUGAAGACUGUCGUCUGAUGACGGUGGGCAGCUGGUAUGCCAUGACAGGCUAUGGUCUGGCCUUUAGUCGCAACUCAAAAUACGUCCAAAUGUUCAAUAAACGUUUAUUGGAAUUUCGAGCAAAUGGCGAUCUGGAACGUCUGCGUCGCUACUGGAUGACGGGGACAUGUCGCCCCGGCAAACAGGAACAUAAAUCUUCCGAUCCCCUGGCAUUGGAGCAAUUCUUGUCGGCAUUUUUAUUAUUGAUGGCGGGCAUUUUGCUGGCAGCUUUAUUGCUGCUGCUCGAACAUGUCUACUUUAAGUAUAUACGAAAGCGGAUUGCGAAAAAAGACGGGGGCCAUUGUUGUGCUUUAAUCUCGCUGUCGAUGGGCAAAUCGUUGACAUUUCGCGGUGCCGUCUACGAGGCGACGGAGAUACUGAAAAAACAUCGAUGCAAUGAUCCGAUAUGUGAUACCCAUUUGUGGAAGGUGAAACAUGAAUUGGACAUGACACGACUGAGAGUGCGUCAGCUGGAGAAGGUGAUGGACAAACAUGGCAUUAAGCCGCCACAAUUAAGACUUGCCUCCUCAUCGGAUCUGCUAAAUCAUCAUCAUCUAAAGGAACGACCACCCCUAAUGGGCAAUUUGAGUUUGGCAGCCAGUGCACAAGAUUUAUACAGGUGGUCAUAUAAAACGGAAAUAGCGGAAAUGGAAACUGUUCUCUAAGGAGUCAACAACAACAUCAAGAACUCAAGACCAAAAAACAGAACAGUAACCUUCUGUCAUCUAACGUCUUAUGCACAAGACAGGCUGUAUCCUAGCAGCUGUAGAGAAAAAAAGAACAACAAGGUAUUUUUUUCAAACUAGCAGUAGCAUUAUUAACAACAAACCAACUAAGAAAAAAUGAAGAACUAAAUUUUUUGGGAAAGUCAUGAAAAUACUGCUGCUGAACUAUCAAAUUUAAGAGAGAAAAAUUUGAAAAAGAAAUUCCUUCCUAAGGAUGCCAUGUGAACGACGUGUAAGGAAAACAUCACAUCAUAAAUCAAGCAACAUUUUGUGUGCCAUAUUUGUAAGUUAACAAUGAACGUAUUAAAAUUUAAGUAAA